AUGUGGCUACGCGUCUCAACAAUCGCCGCCAUAUGUGUUUUCAUAGACGUCACAGAUGGUGCAGCUUUAGAAAAUGAUCUUGAAGCCGUUUUUAGGCAAAGAACUCAUUCUGACUGGACAAAUGCUUGGCAUCAAGAGAAAUUUUCUAGAUGUAGAGACACUCUUGUAAAGCAUCUGUAUUGGGCUUGUGAAAAAGAUAUCUACAGGAUAACAAGAAGGAGAGAUCCUAGUUUCAACUUUAUAGAACGUAAUAAUGAAUAUGAAAUGAAAUUCCCAUGGCAGACGAGGACCGAAGCCUACAAAAUCCUACGUUUCCGAAGAAAUGUACGCCGAAGAUCUGGUUCGUCUAUAACGCACGAAUGUUGUAAAUCAACUGGUUGCACUUGGGAAGAAUAUGCUGAAUACUGUCCCACCAAUAAACGAUACACAACAUACGUAAGAAAGUAAUAAAG
Messenger RNA from Diorhabda sublineata, 452 nucleotides. It is a transcript of the gene Ilp7, whose product is annotated as probable insulin-like peptide 7. The record is from RefSeq and is a predicted model, not a curated record. Lineage: Eukaryota; Metazoa; Arthropoda; Insecta; Coleoptera; Chrysomelidae. The transcript has 3 exons. The coding region runs from base 1 to 447 and encodes 148 amino acids.